This is a messenger RNA of Meloidogyne enterolobii, 1565 nucleotides long. NCBI's taxonomy places the organism in Eukaryota, Metazoa, Nematoda, Chromadorea, Rhabditida, Meloidogynidae. The record is from the annotation of a GenBank genome assembly.
UUAAAUCUUAUGGAAAUCAUGUCUACAGAAAAAAAUUUUCCGGUCCAAUCUAGAGCUGAAAUUGAUAUAAUUGGCGACAAUACCAACAAAGCAAUUCAAAGAACCCAAAGUUUCACUUCAAAAUUUAUUCCUCAAUUAACAAAAAAUUCAACAAAAUUGGAUGCCAUGUGUACAGAAUUAAUUAUUGAACCAACAGAGCAAAUAAAUAAAUCUUUGGAUUCUGCAGAAAUUGUUGAAUUGAGUGAGAGCAAAUCUAACGAGUCUGGGGAACAACAAGAAGAAAAUUGUGGGGAACCCGAACUUUCUGUGCAUGCCCAAUACAUACUUUUAGAGGCGUUGAAUAAUUUAAAAAAGAUUUUGGGGGAAAUGGCUCAAGAACAUAAACAUCCUAUUCAUCAUUUAAUUUCUCGUUGUGGGAAAUCAAUUGACAACAAAUUUUAUUCUGACCUCAGUAAAUUACUCAAAAGCGAAAAAGAAAUUGAGACAGAUCCAGAAAACUUGGCACAUGCAAAUCGUUUGAUAUUGGAGCAUUUGAUUGGUUUGGGACGGACAGAUGAAUCGGAUUCUUCACUUUCAAUGCCAGACAUUUCAAAUUCUGAAACUUUAAGAGAGAUUAUGUCAGCCUUUAAGCAAUUUAACUAUCUUCCAGCUAUAGAAUGGCUUAAAGACUGUGCUCCAGAGAAGAAAGAUUUACUUUUUCGUUUACAAUGUCAACAUAUUAUUCGGCUACUCGAAACAAGUGAUAAAAUGGCAGCUUUAAAAUAUGUACGUGAACUACAAUCUUUUCCUUUUGAGGACUACAAAGAAGAAUUGUCACAUUUGAUGUUUGUUGUAAUUUCAUACCCUCAAAAGGGUCCAUAUGAAUAUUUAUUUCAUUCUGGCCGUUGGUUUGGGUUAGAAGAGGAAUUGGCACAAGCCUUAACUGAUUAUCGAAGUUCCUUGACUGCAAUCCUCUCAGCUGGUGCAAAAACUGUUCCCUCCCUUUUAACAAUGCGUGCAUUUCUUUCUUCAGCCCGUCCAGGAAGUACGUCAACAUUGUCUGAUGAAUUACCUUGUAAUGUCCCUAUCCCUGAACAAGUUCAUUCUUCUUUUUGUUGUCCAAUAUUAAAAGUGCAGAGUACAGAAACGAAUCCACCUGUUAGGCUUUGUUGUGGACACGUAAUAAGUAUGGAUGCAAUGAAUAAAUUGGCACAACAAAGCAGAAAUAAUCGUUUAAAAUGCCCUUAUUGUCCAUUGGAAUCUGUUCUACAAGAAACAAAAGUUUUACAUUUUUGAGAUUUUAUAGAUAUAAGUUAUAUCUGUAUUUUUUUGGAUAUCCUAUCUCCCCUAGUUUGAGUUAUAAGGGUUUCCUUGAGGAAAACUUUUUUGAUUUUUAUUAGUGUCUCUCAUUUGUAACAGGGAAAUGGAGCGAAAUUGGGGAAUUAAGAAACUCUUUAACUUGUGUAAGAGGCUCAAAAUGGUCAACCAAACCUAUGGGUUGGAUUAAAACUUUCGCUCGGGGUUUUACAAGCAUCUCGCUUUGCGACACGUGUCUCACGGGAGUCAUUGGUUGCUCGGGCGACUUA